Messenger RNA from Penicillium expansum, 1446 nucleotides. Its product is annotated as aminotransferase-like domain-containing protein. Gene Ontology annotation, molecular function: L-2-aminoadipate:2-oxoglutarate transaminase activity; pyridoxal phosphate binding. Lineage: Eukaryota; Fungi; Ascomycota; Eurotiomycetes; Eurotiales; Aspergillaceae. The coding region runs from base 1 to 1446 and encodes 481 amino acids. The transcript has 2 exons. Gene Ontology annotation, biological process: biosynthetic process. The record is from RefSeq and is a predicted model, not a curated record.
AUGACGCUCACCGUUUCCCCCGACCAGCCCAUCGACCUCUUAACCGGGUGGCCCAACCCCGCGCUCCUCCCCGCCCCCGAUCUCCGCCACUCCGCCACGACCGUGUUAUCCAACCCCUCAAUCGGAAACCCAGCCCUCCUCUAUGGCCCCGAUGAAGGAUACGAGCCACUGCGCACACACAUAGCCGCAUGGCUGAGCGAUUUCUACCAGCCUCGCGAGGCUGUUUCAACGCAGCGCAUCUGCAUCACCGGCGGGGCUAGCCAGAACUUAGCAUGUGUGUUGCAAACCUUCACAGACCCGGUCUACACGCGCAAUGUGUGGAUGGUCGCACCGACGUAUCACCUGGCUGCGCGCAUAAUGGAAGAUGCCGGCUUCGCCGGGCGUCUACGCGGGAUCCCCGAAGAUGACGAGGGCGUCAAUAUUACUGUUCUGGAGAGCGGUUUGCGCGCUGCGGAAGAGAUUGCCUUACGCGAUGGGAAUACCGAGCCGGUAAGACAACACUGGAUCCAUGAAUACGUUGGCAUCACUAGGAGUCACCGUGCCAUGCCACUGUGUCAUCGUUUUAUUGAGUCCCGGACUGACCCUGCCCCUCUUUCCCUGCAGAAAAUGAAAUCGCCCAGGCCCUGGCGCAAAAUCUACAAGCAUGUUAUCUACGCGGUGCCGACUUUUGCGAAUCCCUCCGGGAAGAUUAUGUCGCUGCGUAGACGUGAGGCGCUUGUUCGCCUGGCCCGCCAAUACGAUGCGCUGAUCGUUACGGACGACGUGUACGAUUUCCUUCUGUGGUCGGCCAAGCCGGAGGGAGAGGACAACUUCGGUAACCGCGCGUGUGUUCCCCGCAUUGUCGACGUGGACCGUUACUUAGACGGUGGUCCACAGGACGAAUGGGGACACGCACUUAGCAACGGCAGUUUCAGCAAGCUGAUCGGACCUGGGGCCCGCACCGGCUGGGCCGAAGCGUCGGAAAAAGUUGCCUAUGGAUUAUCACAAACAGGCUCUUCCCGGUCGGGCGGCGCUCCUUCCCAUCUAUGCGCCGCUAUCAUUGACCAGAUGUUCCCCACAGGCAUCGUACAAAAUCACAUCCGUGAGGUCCUCCAACCGAAAUAUGCCGAGCGCUAUCACACUUUGCUAUCAGCAAUCCACGAGCAUCUCGUCCCACUGGGUGUGACCGUCCCAGCACCGGGUGCCGCCGCCGGAGGCUACUUUAUGUGGAUUGGUCUACCGGCGCCGUUGAUCGCUGCCGACGUAGUUCAGCUUGCGCAGAGCGAAGAAAAAUUGCGUUUGUCACCUGGUCAUGUGUUCCAGGUCCCCGGAGACCCACAGGUGAAUGAUGAGGAGUUUGCGGAUCAUCUGCGCCUCUGCUUUGCGUGGGAAGAGCCACGACAUUUGACCGAGGGGAUGCGUAGGCUAGCGCGUGUUAUCAAGCGUAUGACUGGUACCCAGGUUUAG